Necator americanus (New World hookworm) is the source of this 1041-nucleotide messenger RNA. RefSeq lists its product as uncharacterized. The transcript is spliced from 4 exons. Bases 1 to 1041 code for a protein of 346 amino acids. NCBI's taxonomy places the organism in Eukaryota, Metazoa, Nematoda, Chromadorea, Rhabditida, Ancylostomatidae. The record is from RefSeq and is a predicted model, not a curated record.
AUGGAGUUUCGGCCCGAAUAUGGCCGUCCUCCGCCGGAGUUCUACCGUGGCGUAGACUAUCCUGACUAUCGAGAAUUCCGUGAAGCUGACUACCGCGACUGGCCACGGCACGAUUUCACGCAACAACGUGCACGAUCUCAUUCACGACUCGAUCCUGAGUAUAUUCCGUCCGACUUUCCCACUUACGGCCGUCCGCUAGACAAAUCACUUAGGAGCAAAUCAUUAGAUCAUCGUGAUGCAUUCCGAGACGAUCCAGCACUGUUCGACGAUCGUCGUGGAGUGAAUAUUCCGAUCUACCGCGAACGUAAUGAAAGGAAUUACGACUACGAAAGAGACUUGUAUACCCCAUUCGUUAGAAAAGAGGAUAGACGUGACGGUAUGUUGGAAGCUACCGGUCGAAAUGCAUAUUCACGGGAUGUUGACAUACCAAUGAAGAGGAUGCCUCGAGCACUCACAAGAAGCACCGAGUGGUUGGCUCGACGCAACUACGACGACAGACCUCGCAAUCCACGAGACUUGUCCAGAACAGAGGGGUAUUCGCCGAAGUCGGCGUCGUCGUCGAAACGACACAAUCUGAACAUUUCCGUUGAUCCAGGACGUGGUCGACGAGAGUAUGGGAGAUCUGAAGAGUUCCUCGGCUACGGUCGUGACGAUGGCAGGGAGAUGUACCGCGACGAAAGUAGGCAUAUUGAAGGCGACGUUCGCGGUGGUGGGAAUUCGCACAAACGUCAAGCUCAUUCGAGCUAUCACUACGAGUCGCACAGCGGCGGCGGUGCUGGAUUUGGCUCGCCUUCUCGUCGAGCCAUCACACAGCAACCGAUGCACGGACCUGCGCAGCCAGCAGCUGCUCCGGGAACGUAUCAGCCGAUCCGGCAUCAUCAGGACCUAUUAUUCGUUGUAUAUAUAUCGCUUUCCUACCGUCGCCUCAUCGACGUCGUCGAGGGCUCUGCCAUCACUGCCACACCAGUCCUCUUCCUCCAAUCUGGUGUUGUUUCAAUGAGGAAUGCCUCAAUCUACUCUUUGUUUUUCAGUUAUAUAUAG